AUGAAGGACAAGGUUGUUCGUUCACGUUCAUCAUCAUAUAGUAAUUCCAUCACGAAUAGUUUAUCGACAACACAGAUAUUAUCAUCAUUAAUGAAUGAUAUACAAACAUCUGAUGUAGUUGAAGGUGAUGAUGAUAAUGGGUCUGUUCCAGCUUCAAUCGAUAAUUAUUCUGCAUCGUCAUCAUCAUCGGCAUUAUCUCGAGCUAAACGUACUUUUGAUGACAGUGAUUCAGAUGAAUCCAUCGAUAUUGAACAACCAAAUAAUGAUAAAUUAGCUGUUUAUGAUUUAUCUGAUGAAGAUUCGGAUGAUGAUGUCGAAUCACCGUCUAGUCAAAAUUUUUCACUUCCUACUAGUACAUCAACAGUAACAACAGGUAAAACAAGUCCAUCAUCAGCUGUUCGAUCAAUUAUUUCAACUUAUAUACGAGAUCAACCAGUUACUACUCCACCACCACCAAAAAAAAUCUCGUGUUCGCUUUGA
Molecule: messenger RNA, 480 nt
Organism: Rotaria sp. Silwood2
Lineage: Eukaryota; Metazoa; Rotifera; Eurotatoria; Philodinida; Philodinidae
Source: the annotation of a GenBank genome assembly